AAAAAAAAAAAAAAAAAGUAAGAAGCUUUCGUUGAUUCCACACACACAGACAUGGAAUGUCCACAAAUGUAGUCUCCUCAAGUCUUCCCAGAUACUCUCCAAUACCACUAGACGAAUUUUUCCGUCUUUGUCUCUUUCCCUCUCUUUUGGGUCUUCGAUUGCUUGCUUCGUUACCCAACUUUUCAAAAUCAUCAGACAGCUAAAGUUCAUCCUCUUCCCAAAUUCCCAACUCAGAAAGUGCACAUACCAUAUUAUAUGCUGUCAAGUGUCAAACUUCCUUUCAAUAAUGAACACCAUUUCUCUUUCUACAAAACUCUCUUUCCCCUCCCUUUUCCACUUCCGCCACCAAAGCCCCCUCCUCUUUUAGAAUCCCACAUUUUAGUCUUCUACUUCAAACCCCAGAAGUAGGAGUAGUGUUGAGGCUAACAAAAUGACUAUUGCUGAAGUUAGGCCUGAAGAUGGUGAGGAUGAUAGUCCUCCUUUGCUCGACCCUGAGAUCAAUUCCAAACCUCGUCGUAUUGCUCUCUUUAUUGAGCCUUCUCCCUUUGCAUACGUGUCGGGAUACAAAAACCGCUUCCAGAACUUCAUUCGCUAUCUACGUGAAAUGGGUGACGAGGUGAUGGUUGUGACAACUCAUGAAGGUGUACCAGAGGAGUUUUAUGGUGCAAAAUUAAUUGGAUCACGAAGCUUUCCAUGUCCCUUGUAUCAUAAGGUGCCACUUUCUCUAGCACUUAGUCCAAGAAUAAUUUCAGAAGUUGUUCGGUUUAAACCCGACAUCAUACAUGCUUCAUCACCGGGGAUAAUGGUGUUCGGAGCUCUGAUUAUAGCAAAACUAUCAAGUGUACCUCUAGUUUUGUCUUACCAUACUCAUGUACCAGUAUACAUUCCAAGGUAUACAUUUAGUUGGUUAGUUAAACCCAUGUGGCUUGUUAUAAAAUUCCUCCACAGAGCGGCUGAUCUUACCUUGGUUCCAUCUGCUGCCAUUGGCAAGGAUCUUGAAGCUGAAAGAGUGACAGCAGCUAAUAAGAUUCGACUUUGGAAUAAGGGUGUCGAUUCUGUUAGCUUUCAUCCUCGCUUUCGUUCUCACAAAAUGAGAUUGAGACUUAGUGGCGACGAGCCUGAUAAACCACUGAUAAUCCAUGUUGGACGACUUGGAGUUGAGAAGAGCUUGGAUUUCCUCAAAAGGAUCAUGGAUAGACUUCCCGAAGCAAGAAUUGCGAUCGUUGGAGAUGGUCCAUACAGGGAGGAGCUAGAGAAGCUGUUCACUGGCAUGCCUGCAGUAUUUACGGGCAUGUUGUCUGGGGAAGAGCUAUCUCAGGCUUAUGCCAGCGGUGACAUUUUCGUAAUGCCUUCCGAAUCAGAGACAUUGGGACUCGUCGUAUUGGAGGCUAUGUCCUCUGGGAUCCCCGUGAUCGGAGCUCGUGCUGGUGGAGUUCCCGAUAUAAUCCCUCCCGAACAAGAUGGUAAAAUCGGCCACCUUUAUACCCCGGGAGACAUCGAUGACUGCUUAAGCAAGCUGAAGCCUCUGUUGGACGAUCGUGAGCUGAGGGAAACAAUGGGGAAAGCAGCUCGCAAGGAGAUGGAGAAGUACGACUGGAAAGCCGCAACUCGAAUAAUCCGUAAUGAACACUACAAUGUUGCCAUAUGGUUCUGGUUCAGGCGCAGGAAAAGAGCCGAGUUUCUAAGACCAUUUCAAUGGCUGUUUAAUCGAAUUUUUCCAUCCCCAUAAGUUAAUUAGCAGUGAAAUGCUUCAUAUUUCCACCA
This is a messenger RNA of Cucurbita maxima (winter squash), 1764 nucleotides long. Its product is annotated as sulfoquinovosyl transferase SQD2-like. The transcript has 11 exons. Gene Ontology annotation, biological process: sulfolipid biosynthetic process; glycolipid biosynthetic process. Gene Ontology annotation, cellular component: chloroplast envelope. The record is from RefSeq and is a predicted model, not a curated record. Bases 431 to 1729 code for a protein of 432 amino acids. Lineage: Eukaryota; Viridiplantae; Streptophyta; Magnoliopsida; Cucurbitales; Cucurbitaceae. Gene Ontology annotation, molecular function: UDP-sulfoquinovose:DAG sulfoquinovosyltransferase activity.